CUCUCUCUCUCUCUCUCUCCCCCUGCGCUGUGUCUGUCUGUUUGAUGGAAGUUUCCAUCGACGAAAACACGAAAAACACUUUGAUUUGUUUCGGAAACGCGAGAGUAUCCACUUCCCAUUUUAUUUGUGUACAGAAAAAUGGGUAAUCGAGACAGGGAGUGGGAUUUCCAUCUCAGAAGCUUAUCCAAUAGUGCCAGAGACUCCGGCCUAGCCAACGACAGCGCCUCUGACCCCUCCCUUCUCCAAUCCGUGAAGAAGCUUUUUGAAUUGUGUAAGGCGGAGAAUUCCGAGGAUUUGGUGGCUAGGGUUUAUCCAAAUAUCAACAAACUCUUUCAGCGGGCGGUGGCGUCUCUGUCUCAGCAGUCUCGAACCUCCAUUGGCCUUCUCUUGCUGGCCAUUCUUCAAUUUUACCUUGACUUUGGGGAGGUAGUUCUACAUGACGCUGAUCCAAGUCUGAGGGCAUUCUUCCGUUCAUGCUUGAGCCGUGAGUUUUCAGAUCCUGUUGUUGCAGAAGCUACCCUUGAUUUUCUGAACAUGAACAAGAAAAAACUUCUAACAUCUUUUCCUACCUUACUGCCUCAGUUUUUUCCAUUGUUACUAAAGUUGAUUGCAUGGAAUGGAGAAAGAUUAGAGAAGUCAUUUUUGAAGGUUUUCCCUGGAUUGAUGUCCCCUGGAUCAUUUCUUCCACUUUUUCCAUCCUUAGUGGACUUGCCAAUUUUGGUAGUCGCAUUGGAAAAGGUUGAGAGGAGCUCAGGAUCACUUAUCGGAAGCAGCAUAGCUUCAAUCCAGAAGAGUGCGGCUCCUGAGAUGCUACUUGCGCUCAUGGAUGAAGCUUAUACUGGUUCAACCAUAGGUGAUGGAGGGGCAGACUCUGAGUCUGAAGAUAUCAACACGAUAGAUGUUGCUGAUCCUUUGUUCCUUGACCUUUUAAAGGAUGAAAAUGAUGGCAUCGCUGAACGCCACUGGACUUCUCCUGGAAUGGCAACGGCGUUACAGGCAGCAAUUAAUACCCCCCAGUCUGAAAGGCUAAAACAAAUCCUUAAAAUGGCACCUCGGAUUCUUGAUGUGUACAUUGCCAUAACGCUGCGUGAUGUCAAUAAUUCUUUAAUAUGCGCGUUGAUUUCUCUGCUUAUGUCAAGGCACGCUACAAUAUUUCCAGACAAAAGGUUCUCCUAUGAGGUUCACAAAAGACUCUUAGAGUUCAUGCUCGCCACAUUUCACCGCUCUCCAGAUUUUAUUGCACUUUUGAAGAAGCCUAUAAUGGACAGGCUCGGAGAAGCUUAUGACAGCCCUGCAAAGACAGAGUUGGCGUUACAAUUGUGCUGGGCCAUUGGGGAGCAUGGUGGGGGUGGAGACUCGCACAAAGAUGCAGCUCGUGAGCUCUUUGAGAGCUUAGAGCUACUUUUGUAUGAAAAUCUGUCAUCUAGUCGUCUAGGCAUAAGGCAGGAGUCAGCCCUGAGCUCUGAUAGUGAAACUUCCAGAAAGUCAUCACAGUCGAGGCUUUUAUGUUUUGUUGUAACAGCUAUUGCAAAGCUUGCUACACAUCACCGUGAAUUACUGCCAAGGGCACGUGUUUCCUUGGGCAAGGUAGCUGGAUCCCGAAUCUCAGACGUAAGGGUUUGGAGGCGCGCUCGUGAUUAUUUGGGCUUGAUGAAUGAACCUGCAAUUUGUUUAUCUGUUUUGGGUCCUUCGCGACCUUCAUGUGGAUAUGCACAGAAGCCAGGAACUGUGAACUGGAGUGAAGGUGGCACCAAGUUAAUUGCGCAUAUUCCAUUUUACAUUCUGCGUGAACAAGAAGGUCCACCGUUCCAUGAUUUUUCAUUUUCAAAUAUCCUUCCUAGAAGAUGAAGGAAGCUUUGUUGCAGGAAGAGGUGGACUCUGGAAUAAGAAGAUCCUUUGGAGUUCCACUUUAUGAAGUGACCCCUUUUUUUCCUAAUGUCACUAGUAAAUACUUGUUUGUAUCCUAUCAGAGAAUAUACUAAGACCAAAUACUUUAGAUUUCAAAGAAUAAGUAUAAAUGAAGAAAAUGCUCUUAUCUUUCAA
Molecule: messenger RNA, 2043 nt
Organism: Carya illinoinensis
Lineage: Eukaryota; Viridiplantae; Streptophyta; Magnoliopsida; Fagales; Juglandaceae
Product: AP-5 complex subunit zeta-1
Exons: 16
Coding region: 139-1848 (569 amino acids)
Cellular component (GO): AP-5 adaptor complex
Source: RefSeq, a predicted model, not a curated record